GGGCGCCUGCGCAGCGAUGCCGAAAUGCUUCCCAUCUUGGAAAAGGGACAAGGUAUACCCAGCGACGCCGCGAUGCUUCCUGUCUUGGAAAAGGGACAUCAUUCCGAGGCCCUCACAACAACAACAACAACAAUAUUGUUGUAACCCAUGGAGGUUUAAUUAAACCUCCUUGAUCUCAGGUGAUGUAUGCUCAGUGAAUCGGAGGUCUAUCAUGAUUGACAUUUAACUAUAUUGAUGGGCACAAAUAACUGUUGGAGCUACCUGGCAUCUUUGGGUGUACACCACUACACCUGGCAUGACCCACUCUUGGCAGAGGGCCUUGCUGUCUGUGCUCCUCUCAACAAAACCCCAUGUGUUGAUGUUGAUGAAGAGGAAUUCUUCCAUCCCAGUGUUGAAUCAUUAGUGUGCAGUGUUAGUGGAUGCAAGAAGACAUUUAGCACUGUAGUAGAUUAUGCAGCCCACCAGCGGUCCUGCCACCAACAUGUGUGCUCUUCCUGCAAACAAUCUUUCCCCACAAACCAUUUGUUGGACCUUCACCUGCUGGAGGGACAUGAUACCUUAUUUCAGCUAAUGGCUGAAAAAACUCCACAGUACCAGUGCUUUCUGGAAACCUGCCGAGAAAAGUUCAGAAAUCCUACUGAAAGGAAAAGUCACUGUAUACAAUCUCACAAAUUUCCUUCUAAUUUUCGCUUUGAUACUUCAUGGAGAAAACUGGAAAAAACUAAUAGGAAAAAAAAAAAAACUGACAUUGCUGGUGAAUCUCCUAUGGAGUGUGAAGUUACAGUAGAAAGUUCUCCAGGAUGUGGUUCAGAAAGUACUGAAGCUGCACCUACACACAUCCAAAAUGAAAAUGUAAGAAAAAUGCCAAAGGUGCCACAUACUUUGUCCUUUGGUGCUGGAGUUGCUCGAGGCUUCAGUCGAGGUAGUAGAGGUAACAGGGGGCAUGGUAGGAAGAAUGGCCCACACUGGCACCAAAGGAAACAUGUUCCAUAUAAUUCAAAGACAAAUAUUGAAGAAGUAAACAUGAAUGACUUAGAAGCAGCACUCCCUGGAGAAUCACAAAGUGUAUGAUGUGUACAUGUUACAGACUUCAUAGAUUUAUUGUAAUUUGUUGUACAUGUAUGCUAAGCUUAUUGUAUAUGAUUUUUUUAAGAAACUAAGAACUAGCUCAUAAAAGUUAUGAAUCACUAUAAAUCAUCUCUUGCUUUAGUGAUUGUUAUACUCCAUCAAAAUGCAUUUAAAGUCAUAGCAAUAUUACCAUACCAGAGGCCUUGAUGAAAGCAAAAAUACACAUACAGUUAUAACCUCUGAAAAAUAUUACAAAGAUACAGUAUUGUUUUCAGAAUAAUUUUUUGGGAAAUCCUCAUAAGUCACUACCUUUGUUAGAUUGUAGUUCUGGUAAUUUUGCUUUAAUGUUAUUAAAAAAAAAAGUUAUUACAUCUGGAGAUGUAAUAUGUAUUUGAAGUGCUCCAUACUGUACAUAUUUCAUUAUAUGAGGAAAUACUUUUAAAUGUAUGCAUGGAAACAUCUUGUCUUGGCUAUGGAACGUUUGAUUGGUCUCUAGAGGAUGGCUCACAUUACAAGAAUGAAAAUUAUUACCAGAUAUAAUCUCCUCCAUGUAAGUGUGCUUUAUACCACAUGAAUAAUAUAAGUUCUAAAGGAAUAUAAGCUCUGAUAGGAGCCAUAUGCUUACUAGUCUUGCACAUCAAUGCAAAGUGUCUUCUGUACUAUACUGUAUACUAAGCAGUUGUACUGAGGAACAUAACUGUUAUUCAUAUAACUGGUCUUUGUGAUCAGGAUUUGUGGUAGGACAGAAGGCAUAGAUUUGUGAAUUGAAGUCACUGAACAUAUUACAUUUCAUAAGUGCUACAUUACAGUAAGCCCCGCACUUGGCGAAAUUAACUUUUGGCGGUAGGGUGGCCACGGACCACCGAGUGCAUGCUUGGUGAUUUGAAUUCAAACUUAGUGGUUCCCUGGCGGCAGCACAGCGAACCAUACAACCACCCGGUGACUUCAGACCUCUCUCUAAACCUAUCAGAAUGCAGUGUGAGAGUCCCCUUCAGCCAUUUUGUUUGUGCUACCUUCUGUUCUGCUAGUGUAGGAACAAAUUCUGGCGAUUUACCGCCAACAUGACCUCUACCAUCACAACAGGUGGUACCGGUGGGUGCAAGGACAAAAGUGGACGAGGAAAACGGGUGGAAAAACGGGAGUUACAGCCUUUAUAUCAUGUCUUAUACAGCUCAGGCUGUAGGAAGUUCAAUAGUUUCUUUUACAAGUUCCCAUGCUUGUGCCUACAAAUAUGUAUUAGUGGUGUGUACUGGGAUGCCUGUUGACUAUUUUCCACCCAGCAGGGAUCACUUAACCAGUUAACUAUGACAUAUAUGAUGAAUAGCUACAUAAAUCAUAUGAUCUAAAGGCUAUUUUUAAACUUGGCAGCUUAUAUUUUCCUCCCAUAUCUCCUGAAAUGAUGUUUGGCACUUCAGGGUGAGUCCAACUUUUCUACCUUAUUACAAAUAAGUGCUUGUGUGUUGAUGAUACAGUAGAUUAAACUUUUACUUUACAUUAGGCUACAUGGAAACAGUGUAACCUACUGUACACAAAAAUAUUUUUCAUUGAUUUUCUUUUAAGAUUCAACUUGUAAAGGUUAUGUAUCUUGAAAAAUCUUGCAAAAGGUUAGUUAUCAGAGGGUUUAAAAAAAAAACAGUAACACUAUGACAGGUGUGUGCUACUCCCUUUCUCUUUGUUUCACAGUAUUUUUAUAUGUGUAUGUUGUAUCUUGAGCAUCAGAGAAUAUGUACUUCUACAAACAGAUAGAGCAGUAUUCAGAUCAGUAAUAUAUAGUAGCAAUGCAUAGAGAACAUCUGGAAAGCAAAAAUAAGUUGUGAAUAAAUAUUGUUUUAGUUAUGCAAGACAUUUCAAUCAAUAAUUUACACACAUCUGUAUUUCUUUUAAAUUUAAGGGAUCAUUUCAUACUCGUACAUGUUGGUGGUCACACCAGUUGACUGACUGUCUAAGUGUGUUUUCUUGUGUAGUGAUUAAUAGUGUUAUGUGAUCAGUUUUAUAGCUUGUAUUUACUUGGUUGAGUAUUCCCUUAUUCUCUAUGGAAUGUUGUUAGACAGUACAUACAAGUUAGGGACUAAAUAUCAAAAAUAGAAGAUAUGCUUUUAGAGUGCCCAUGAAUACUAUUUUCCAUAGUUGGUUCAUUCAUUGCUGCUUUUGUGAGAUGCCUUGAAUAUUGCUAGAAGUACAUUUAGUGUUGUGAAAUUGGUAUGAAUAUACAGUAUGUAUAAAAGUCUCAAAAUUUAAUUGUCUAUGAUUAUCUUCUGCUAAAAGAUAUAUUUUUAAUAAAAUUUUUAUAUUA
This is a messenger RNA of Portunus trituberculatus (swimming crab), 3361 nucleotides long. Its product is annotated as zinc finger protein 511-like. The record is from RefSeq and is a predicted model, not a curated record. NCBI's taxonomy places the organism in Eukaryota, Metazoa, Arthropoda, Malacostraca, Decapoda, Portunidae. The transcript is spliced from 4 exons. The coding region runs from base 235 to 1071 and encodes 278 amino acids.